Messenger RNA from Brugia malayi, 1935 nucleotides. RefSeq names its product prolyl oligopeptidase family protein (gene Bma-dpf-4). NCBI's taxonomy places the organism in Eukaryota, Metazoa, Nematoda, Chromadorea, Rhabditida, Onchocercidae. Bases 1 to 1935 code for a protein of 644 amino acids. Gene Ontology annotation, molecular function: serine-type endopeptidase activity. Gene Ontology annotation, biological process: proteolysis. The record is from RefSeq and is a predicted model, not a curated record. The transcript has 14 exons.
AUGAGCGAUACGAAAACAAUGUUAGCGGAAUAUGGAAGUUGGUGUAGUUCUAUCGAUACACAUGUUUUGAGCAGUGGAAAUUGUAAAGUGAUUUCUGAACUGCAAUGUGGUGAAAACUCAGUAUUUUGGUUGGAAUCACAAUUUCCCACUGGUCGACGAGCUUUGUUUCAGGCAAAAAAAGAUGAAGAUGGAAUAAUCGAAUGGUCUCCAAAAGAUAUUAGCGUAAAGAACACAGUACAUGAAUACGGUGGUGGUUCAUUCAUUGUUGUCGAUGAUGCGCCUUAUUAUAUCACUGUGGACGGUAUAUUUAGGCAGAUUACUGCAGACAGUGAACCCGAGUUGGUUGUUGCUGGUGAUUACUCACACCGUUUCGCAGAUUUGUGUUAUCACAAGGGUAUCUUAUAUGCCGUUCAUGAGGUGCAUUCUGGAAAUGAAGUCGAAAAUAUGAUCGUACAAAUCGUAGAUGGUGCUGUUCGACCUAUUGUCACUGGUGCAGACUUUUACGCGUUUCCUCGAAUAAGUCCUGGUGGGCAAUGGUUAACGUGGAUGGAAUGGAAUAUGCCAAAUAUGCCAUGGGACGAAACAACAGUUGUUAUUUCUUCAAUUAAAGAAAAUGGUGGUAUUGACGAGUUUUAUCGAAUUUCUCGUGAAGGUGUCAAUUAUCAUAGUCCGGAGUGGAAUUCAGCUGGCAAUUUGUAUUUAAUUUCGGAUCAUACGAAUUGGUGGAAUGUAUAUGAGGUCAACUUGGCUGAACAUAAAUUGGGCCAAAACUUAUUUCCAGUUGAUGCUGAAAUUGGUGCUCCACUUUGGCAAUUUGCUGAGCGACAUUUUGCUUCAAAUAAAAUGGGAAUUUUCAUGAACGUUUCCGGAAAAUUAGUAUAUAAACAAUGGAAUAAAGAAGUUAAGACGAUUGAUUGCUCGCAUUACACAAGUUUCAAAUGCCUCGCUCUAGACGAAAGUGGUACUGCUUAUGCGAUCGCUUCAGGACCGGCCAAAUCUUCAUCAGUAAUCAGAAUUCAGCUGGAUACGGAGAAGGUGGAUAUUCUUCGAGAAUCACGACCUUCUAGUGAUAUUGAAAAGUAUGAUAUUUCAAUACCGGAAUCGAUGCAUUUUCAGUCAGAUGGUAUUACUGUACAAGCCUGGUUUUAUCCACCAUUUUCCAAAAAAUAUGCAGCUCCAGAAGGUACUUUGCCACCCGUUGUUCUAGUUGCACAUGGCGGACCUACAGCUUGUUCUCCGAACACUCUUGAUAUGAAAAUUCAGUACUUAACUACAAGAGGUUUUGCUGUUUGUGAUGUCAACUAUCGCGGUUCCACUGGUUUCGGGACAGUUUUCCGUAAUAUGCUACGACGUAAUUGGGGUAUCGUUGACAGAAAUGAUAUGAUUAAUGCUGCUAGUUAUUUAAUUUCUCAGAAGCGAGUUGAUCCGAAACGACUAUGUAUUAUGGGUAGCUCAGCAGGCGGUUAUCUUCUUCUUGCUACUAUUUUAAAAUCUAAUUUAUUUUCUGCGGCAGCCUCACUCUACGGUGUGAGCGAUUUAAUUGGUUUGGCAAAAGAUACUCAUAAAUUUGAGCUUGGUUACAAUGAACAGCUCAUUGGAAAGUUUCCGGAAGAGAAAGCUCUUUACGAGCAAAGGUCACCAUUAAGUCAUCUUGAUCAGCUUUCAACACCAGUUGCAUUUUUCCAUGGUGAAGAUGAUCCUGUAGUACCACUUACGCAAAGUAUGCAGUUGUAUGAGGCACUAAAAAUGAAAGGAAUACCUACUUCACUAACUGUUUUUCCAGGUGAAGCUCAUGGCUUUAAGGGGUCUUUUGCGAAUGAAGUGACAAUGAGUGGUUUUUAUUACUUUUUUUGUCGUAUGCUGGGCAUCAAACCUUCAGUGGAAAGUCAGAUUCAAAUUGAGAAUUUAUCGAAAUCGCAAGAGAAAAGUCGGUAA